Molecule: messenger RNA, 1649 nt
Organism: Nematostella vectensis (starlet sea anemone)
Lineage: Eukaryota; Metazoa; Cnidaria; Anthozoa; Actiniaria; Edwardsiidae
Product: ribosome-recycling factor, mitochondrial
Exons: 6
Coding region: 103-813 (236 amino acids)
Biological process (GO): translation
Cellular component (GO): mitochondrion
Molecular function (GO): ribosomal large subunit binding
Source: RefSeq, a predicted model, not a curated record
AAUUUACUACAUUUUAAUCGCGGGCUCAAUGAGAUAACUUCGUGUGUAACUUUUAGGAUUUUCCCCAUUUUUCUUUGUGUUUUCUUUGUAUCAAUUUCAGCCAUGCUCCCAGCUUCUUUCUCACGAUUUAUCGGCACACAGAGUACGUGUCGCACCCAGACAACAGUCCUCAGACUCACUGCUGUACGCUGGUAUUCUGCAAAGAAAGGAAAAAAGAAAAAGGCAGGGGGAACUUUGAUGUUCGAUCCCGAGUUGGCUGAAGGACUUGUGGACUUUUCAAAGAUCAAGGCUAAUAUGGAGUCCACUAUUGAUAAACUAAAGCAAGACUAUACUUCAAAAAUAACUGUUCAAAUUUUACCUGAUGCUCUUGAUAACAUAAGGGUCACCACCAGAAGUGGGAAAUCCACUCUUGCCGAGUUGGCUGAGAUAAGAAUGAAAGGAGACAACAUGUUUGUGAUUGACAUGUCUAGUUCCCCUAAGGAUACAAAGGCAGCAGCCCAAGCAAUAAAAGAAUCAAGAAUAAACUUUGAACCAGUAGUUGAUAACACCACCAUCACUAUCUCUAUUCCAAAAGUUACGCAAGAAUAUAGACAAGACUUGGUGAAACUAGCUCGCCAAGCUUGUGAGCAAUCCAAACAAAACCUGAGAAGAGUGAGACAAAAGGGCAUGGCUGAUGUGAGGAAAAACAAGCAGGGAAGAUCAGAAGAUGAGGUGAAACAAGUGGAAAAAAUGAUUCAGCAACUUACGGACGAGUAUUCCAGUGACACAGACCUUCUCGUUGAAGAAAAGACUAAAGAACUGUUGAGGAAAUAGCAUGUUAUUAAUUCCUGUGGUGAUAUGUGAGUAGAAAACAAAAACUUUUACUGCCAGGAGUAUUGCCAGAUUGGCUUGGAAUGACUAAAACUGAAAUUUGCCUUAGAAUACAAAGCACUCUCUUGGAGGUAUUGUAGGUGUAGAUAGAGAUGAAGUGCUCAUGGUACCACUUGUGUUGCCAAGCCAGUUUAAAGCUGCAUUGUCGCCAGUUUACUUCCGGAGGCCCGACGGAAACCUCAACCAUUAAAAGACAAAAGAAUCUAUUAAAAUCCGAGAUAAUAAACAGGCCAUCCGCUCUUAAUUAUCAAUCACAUCCUCAAAGAAACACUGCUUUCAAUAUUUUGAAAUAUUUUUCGCGUUUUGUGUUAAAAAUCACCGGAUAUUGUUACGUAAUCGACCGGACGUAAACUGGUGACAAUGCGGCUUUAAACACCAACUCAGCUGGGAAUCACACCCAGUCCACACGGUUUUGUACAUGGUCACAUUGCUCUCUUACGCCACUGAGGUUUCGAGUUGUUUUGGGUGAGGAAAAAAAUCUCUAGGACCCAACUAGAGAUACCACCAGAAAACCUCAAUUUUGUUCCAGUUCGAGUUUUUAACAGGCCAUCCGCUCUAAAUUAUCGAUCACAUCCUCAAAGAAACUUCCAAUAGACACAUUGCUUUCAAUAUUUUGAAAUAUUUUUCGCGUUUUCUGUUAAAAAUCGGAGAUUGUUCUGUAAUCGACCGAAAGUAAACUGGUGACAAUGCGGCCCUAAUAUAACUCAGUGUCACAAUGUGUUGUUGAGGAGAGUAACAAUCAUGAAAGCCCUGGUAGCAGUGGCUCCAAGAUACACUAA